CUAUCCUUCGUAAGUAUCACUUAUUAAUCGAUUUAGCAGUUCUUUCCAAAAUGAGGGAAUGGAUACUAGUGUCUUUGUGCGCAGUGGCAUUUGCCAAACAUGAAAUAUACUCUGGAUGGAAGUCAUACUACGUGGCUCCAGCUUCUCAAGAACAGCUGGUGAUCUUGGGAUCUCUGGAGAGCAAAUUAGACGUAGAUUACUUCGUCAGACCAAGACUAGACCGCGAAGGUGUGGCGUUGGUGAAACCUCAAUACCAAGAAGAAUUCCUUAAUGUUCUGGAUAAUGAAGAAAUAUCUCAUAGAGUUCACAACGAAGAUAUCAAAUCCCAGCUGGAUAUUGAAGAUGAGCUUAUUGAGGCAAGGCAUGCAGAGUUCCGCGCUAGAAGCACACCGGAAAAACCUUACGACAAUUAUCUUCGAUUAGACGCGAUCUACAAUUACAUGGACGAGGUAGCCGCAAACUACCCUAAUGUUGUCAAGCAAGUAACAGCUGGAAGAUCCUUCGAGGGCCGUCCUAUCAAGUACUUGAAAAUUUCUUCUACCAACUUCGAAGAUACGUCAAAAUCCGUCAUAUUUGUGGAUGCGACUAUACACGCCAGGGAAUGGAUCACCACACCAGCUGCUGCUUAUGCAAUUCACAAGCUGGUCGAAAACAGAACUGAUCCAGAGCUUUUGGACAACUUUGACUGGAUCAUCAUGCCUGUGGUUAACCCAGAUGGAUACGAAUUUUCUCAUACAAAUGAUCGAUUCUGGCGCAAAACACGUUCGUUGGAUCACAAUCUAAUAAGCUUUCUAUGUCGUGGAGUUGAUGGAAACCGGAACUACGAUAUCCACUGGGGUACCGGAGAAGACAGCGACCAAAACUGCGCCGAGACGUAUGCAGGAUCUAAACCCUUCUCAGAAAUGGAGACAAGAGUCGUUCGGGACGUUAUUAAGGAGAACUUAAGCAGAAUGAUUUUGUAUAUCACACUUCAUAGUUUUGGAAGCAUGAUUCUUUACCCUUGGGGUCAUGAUGGAAGUCUUUCAAACAAUGCUUUAGGUUUACAUUUGGUAGGAAUCGCCAUGGCUGAUGCAAUUUACGCAAAGACCCUUCCAAUCUUUCCAAGAUACAGGGUCGGCAAUUCCUUGCACGUUAUUGGUUACAGCUCACCUGGCAAUAGUGCAGACUAUGCCCAUUCCAUCGGAGUUCCUCUGACUUAUGUUUAUGAGUUACCCACUAUUUUACCUGAUGAUGAUGAUUAUGAUGAAGAUAAUGAAACUGAUGAUCAUCUGAACGGGUUCCAUCUUGACCCCAAAUACGCCAGGCCAAUUGCUGAGGAGACUUGGGAGGGAAUUUCUGUAGGCGCGAAGAGAGCAAGAGGAAUUGUGAGAAGUAAAUAAUGAAAAUUAUGUAAUUUUUAUUAAAUAACUGGUAUUUAAAAAGUUUCUUAUUU
Molecule: messenger RNA, 1432 nt
Organism: Pieris napi
Lineage: Eukaryota; Metazoa; Arthropoda; Insecta; Lepidoptera; Pieridae
Product: carboxypeptidase B-like
Exons: 5
Coding region: 51-1379 (442 amino acids)
Biological process (GO): proteolysis
Molecular function (GO): metallocarboxypeptidase activity; zinc ion binding
Source: RefSeq, a predicted model, not a curated record